Messenger RNA from Impatiens glandulifera, 717 nucleotides. RefSeq names its product vacuolar iron transporter homolog 4-like. Gene Ontology annotation, cellular component: membrane. The record is from RefSeq and is a predicted model, not a curated record. The coding region runs from base 1 to 651 and encodes 216 amino acids. The transcript has a single exon. Gene Ontology annotation, biological process: intracellular manganese ion homeostasis. Gene Ontology annotation, molecular function: manganese ion transmembrane transporter activity; iron ion transmembrane transporter activity. Lineage: Eukaryota; Viridiplantae; Streptophyta; Magnoliopsida; Ericales; Balsaminaceae.
AUGGCUACUCCUAAUGGUCAUCUCAAUAUCUCUAUUGGAGAGGACAAACAUGUUGUAGAUGAUCAAGAAGCACAAAAGAUUGACUAUUCCCAAAGAUCCCAAUGGCUACGAGCUGCCUUGUUGGGAGCGAACGACGGCUUGGUCUCUGUGGCAUCGUUAAUGAUGGGUGUCGGUGCAAUGAAUCAAGAUGUCAAAGCCAUGUUCCUCAUCGGUUUUGCAGGCUUGGUUGCUGGAGCAUGCAGCAUGGCAAUUGGAGAAUUUGUCUCGGUAUAUUCUCAGUUGGAUAUUGAAGUUGCCCAAAUGAAAAGAGAGAAGAGGACUAGAGAAAUGGAUAGUGAAGGCCGAGAUGAGACCAAAAAAGAGAAGUUGCCCAACCCGUUGCAAGCAGCUUUAGCAUCGGCCUUGGCAUUCUCGAUGGGGGCAAUUGUUCCACUCUUGGCAGCCGCUUUCAUAAGGAACUAUAAAGAGCGGUUGGCAUUGGUGUCGGCUGCUGUGAGCUUAGCCCUAUUGAUGUUUGGUGUUUUGGGGGCUGUGAUGGGAGGAACCUCCCCUGCUAUCUCAUGUGUUAGAGUGCUCUUUGGGGGUUGGAUGGCAAUGGGGAUUACUUUUGGGCUAACUAAGUUAAUUGGCUUAAGUGGAUUGGAAAUGUGAUCAUGUGUGUUUUGCUUUGUUUGCUUGUUUGAUCUGCUUUGCUUUGUUAUGUUCUUUGUAAUAAAA